Messenger RNA from Ictidomys tridecemlineatus (thirteen-lined ground squirrel), 1526 nucleotides. RefSeq names its product transducer of ERBB2, 2 (gene Tob2). Gene Ontology annotation, molecular function: transcription corepressor activity. Gene Ontology annotation, biological process: regulation of gene expression. The record is from RefSeq and is a predicted model, not a curated record. Gene Ontology annotation, cellular component: cytoplasm; nucleus. Lineage: Eukaryota; Metazoa; Chordata; Mammalia; Rodentia; Sciuridae.
GUUACUCAGCUGUUGGCCAACGGCCUCUUCAUCCCGAACAGCAUGCCCCAGGCCCCAUUCCCCCUCGCCCUCCUCUCGACUUUUCGCGUCCGACGACGAGGCGAGCCGCGCUCGGAAAACUCAGGCCAAUGCGAGUUCAGCCCUCAUCGACGAAAAAGACACAUCGGCCCCCGGCCUCGCAGCGCCGGAGAAAGCAGGGAGAGCGACCUCUGCCCCGGGCCCAGGACUACCCUGGCAGGAGAAGACACCUGGCGACCGGCAGCCCAUCCCGCCGCCGCGGAGACCCGAAACCAUCUGCAGCCCAAGUCUGCCCAUCUUACAUCUGCAACCACUUCCCUUGGCCUGUGCACGUGCCCUGCACUGAUUCUCUGCCUAGGAAAGGACCAUGCAGUUAGAGAUUAAAGUGGCCCUGAACUUCAUCAUCUCCUAUUUAUACAACAAGCUGCCCCGGCGCCGGGCAGACCUGUUUGGAGAAGAGCUCGAGCGACUUUUGAAAAAGAAAUAUGAAGGCCACUGGUACCCUGAUAAGCCACUCAAGGGCUCUGGCUUCCGCUGCGUCCACAUUGGGGAGAUGGUGGACCCUGUGGUAGAGCUGGCUGCCAAGCGGAGCGGGCUGGCAUUGGAGGAUGUGCGGGCCAACGUGCCUGAGGAACUGAGUGUCUGGAUUGACCCUUUUGAAGUGUCCUACCAGAUCGGUGAGAAGGGGGCUGUAAAAGUGCUGUACCUGGAUGACAGUGAGGGCAGUGGUGCCCCAGAGCUGGACAAGGAGAUCAAGAGCAGCUUCAACCCUGAUGCUCAGGUAUUUGUGCCCAUUGGCAGCCAGGACAGCUCUCUGUCCAAUUCCCCCUCGCCGUCCUUCGGCCAGUCACCCAGCCCCACCUUCAUCCCUCGCUCUGCCCAGCCCAUCACUUUCACCACCGCCUCUUUCGCUGCCACCAAAUUUGGCUCUACCAAGAUGAAGAAGGGUGGUGGGGCAUCUAGUGGUGGGGGCGUGGCCAGCAGUGGGGCAAGUGGCCAGCAGCCACCACAGCAACAGCCUCGCAUGGUCCGCUCGCCCACCAACAACCUGCUGAAGCACAAGAGCCUCUCUUUGUCUAUGCAUUCACUGAACUUCAUCACAGCCACCUCGGCCCCUCAGUCCCAGCUCUCACCCAAUGCCAAGGAGUUCGUGUACAAUGGUGGUGGCUCGCCCAGCCUCUUUUUUGAUGCAGCUGAUGGCCAGGGCAGUGGCACCUCAGCACCCUUUGCGGGUGGUGGGGCCAGCACCUGUAACAGCAGCAGCUUCGAUAUGGCCCAGGUAUUUGGAGGUGGCACCAACAGCCUUUUCCUGGAGAAGACACCCUUUGUGGAAGGCCUGAGCUACAACCUGAACACCAUGCAAUACCCCAGCCAGCCGUUCCAGCCUGUUGUGUUGGCCAACUGACCACUCCUCCACCCAGAGGGCCAAGAGCACCCACGACCACAGAUAAGAAAAAGGAAAGGAGAGGAAAGGCCAAAAAAAAGAGGAAAAGAAAACUGUACAAAAA